Molecule: messenger RNA, 1519 nt
Organism: Radiomyces spectabilis
Lineage: Eukaryota; Fungi; Mucoromycota; Mucoromycetes; Mucorales; Radiomycetaceae
Product: vacuolar fusion protein MON1
Exons: 11
Coding region: 108-1325 (405 amino acids)
Biological process (GO): protein targeting to vacuole; vesicle-mediated transport
Source: RefSeq, a predicted model, not a curated record
CGGUAUAGUUAAUAAAAGACAUUCCUCUCAAGGCAAGUGAAAGUAUGACUCCCGUUCAAACUUGUUCAUAACCGCCUCAUCGUCGGCUACGAUCAUUAGAACCCAAUAUGUCAACGUGGUAUCAGCACAAAAAGCAUUUUUUCAUUCUCAGUAGUGCCGGCAAGCCGAUUUGGACAAGAUAUGGUGACGAAUCAAGGCUAUCUUCUCUGAUGGGUGUGACCCAAGCGAUUAUUUCUUUUUUUCAGGAUGGUGACGAUACCAUAAAGUUGAUCAACGCCGGAAAUCACAAAUUUGUAUUUCUGCUCAAAGGACCUCUUUAUUUCGUAGCCGUAUCACGGACAGGUGAAUCGCACAUUCAGCUGCGAGAUCAAUUAUUAUAUCUGCAUAAUCAAAUCCUGAGUGUCCUGACCAGCCUUCAACUGACAAAGAUAUUUGAACAAAGAGUCAAUUUUGAUUUGCGACGAUUGCUUGGAGGAACCGAAGUAUUCUUGGAUAGCUUAGCAACGUUGUUCAACAAAGAUCACAGCUUCAUGUUGAGCGCACUUCAAUGUCUCCGGCUCAGUCGAUCCAUUCGUGAUCAAAUGGGAUCAAUAUUAGCGGAUAACAGGGCCAACAACCUGCUUUACGGUAUGGUCGUCGCCAAAGGUUCGCUAGUGACAUUGUUGCGCCCGAGAAAACACAGUUUACAUCCGUCAGAUCUUCAUCUACUGUUUAAUAUGCUCACGGGAUCGACGACCUUUCACACGGGUGAAUCAUGGACGCCGCUGUGUCUACCGAAAUUCAACUCUAAAGGAUUUCUCCACGCAUACAUAUGCUACAUUGAACGCGAUGUAUCCAUUGUCAUGAUCAGUACCGACAAGGACAACUUUUUCCAACUCAGUGAAUGCAAAGCAGCCAUGGUAGAGCGUAUGCGGAAGCAGAAUAUUAUUGAACCUAUCCAAAAAGCAGCUGAUACCAUGUAUGUGACAGAGGAUCUCGGCAUCAGUCAUUUGCGCCACUUUUUGUAUAAAUCCAAAGUGCAUGUUCAGUUCACAAGUCCUGGCUUUAGCGGGCCUUAUAUACAAAAGAAUGACCAGAAACGACUUUAUCGUUUAUAUCAGCAUGUCUACGACCGUAUGCAUGCAAGAGCAAGACCUUUAAAACUGUACUAUCAUGACAGUGAUAAAGAAAUUAUCCUAGGAUGGAUUACUUCCUCUUUUGAAUUAUACGUAGUCUUUGCGCCCAAUACACCCAAACCUACGAUCAUUUCACGAUCGAACCAAUUAUUGAACUGGAUUCGAAGAAACGAAGAAACAUUGUUUAUUCUCAAUUCUCCUAUUUUCUAGAAUUUCUCAUCACCCUCUUCCUUUUCACGCAAAUUCAUGAUUUCCAACUGUCCCCUGCCCUUUGUUUCGUUUUGCAACAGUUCGCUGAUCACACGGUAUUGUCCAGGAUCCACUAAUGCAAUCUAUAUCCAGAAUAAUAAUGAUUAUUAGCUUCAUCUCUUCGUCAUUAACAAAUCACUAAAUAUUACCAAUUC